This is a messenger RNA of Knipowitschia caucasica, 222 nucleotides long. NCBI's taxonomy places the organism in Eukaryota, Metazoa, Chordata, Actinopteri, Gobiiformes, Gobiidae. The record is from the annotation of a GenBank genome assembly.
AUGCAGCUGUACAUGAGUCUGCGCAGCCCCAACUCCACAAACAUGUGGCCCGCACUGCCCCACCACCGCACCCUCAACAGCUCCUCAUGCCUCAUUCUAGGCCAUAUUCAGUCUGUGCUGCUGUCUCCACAAGAGGACAGUGGACAUGGAGAUCCGAGGGUUUAUACGCUCAGAGCUGAAAACGCUGUAGGAGCUUCAGGACUGAGAGCCAAGUGGCAGUGA